AGCAGAAAACUGGUAGCGAAUAUUUGGCGCGAAAAGUAAAGAAGGCGCAUUUUUCAGCUUUCUUCAAAAUAUUUUGUAUCAAAGGAACUUGUGGAAUUCCCUGGAUAAAUUUAUUCUCUGGCCAUGACUGAGACAUUGUUUUCUUUAGAAGUACACGUGGAAAGCGUGGAAGAACUGCGAGUGUCGUGCAAGCUCCCGGCGUUGUGCUUUCGUCUGCUGGAUUUUCCUACAAUGAUAAUUCACCAUGUCUCUCCAUUGGACGCCGAGAAAAUGCGACAAAGACUUCGCAUGGAAGGCAGAGAAUCGUUACUUCACGAGCUCAAGGAUCGCUUUGGGAAUUUCCAGUUCCAUAAAGGAAAAUCCUGUCUGUUCAAAGCAAGCAUAGAUACCUUGUUAAUUCAACUUCAGACGGUUCCUCUCUACGCCAUGUUGAUGGAUUUGUGGCCAAAAAAAAACACUCUUGUAGGUAGCACAUUGAUUCCUUUGAAAAAGGCAAUAGACAAAAUUUCUGCAGAUGUCCACGACAAAGGUGUUGCGGUCCCUGCUUUCUUCCGAGAUGAGGGGGAUUUCGCUGUAUACAAUCUCAUGGGCUCACCCAUAGCAAAAGUAAGAUUAGGCUUCAGGUUAUUGAGUUUAGGGGGAUCACUAAUUCCUCAUAUUCCGACAGAGUCCUUGGGAAACAGGGUUAGUGAAAAGGUCGAAACGAGCGAGAAAGUUGAACAAGCCGUCAAGGGUGCUUUGCAAAAGGUACUGCCUGAAAUUGAAUCAAAAGAUUUAAGUGCAAAGGAGUCGACAUCAGAAAGAAAAAAGAUUGAUAAAAAUGGAACAGCUACACAGAAACUAAAGAUUCAACAUGUAGAGGUUCAAACAAAUAUUCGUGCCAAGACUAUUAAAAGUUCUGGAAUGCUUGAUCGUCAAAGACGGGACAGCGAGGAAGAUGUAGUAAUUACAAACACAUUCUGCCCACCCCCUCUUUAUUAUAAUUAUUUUUCCAAAUCCACACCAUCUGACAGAUAUCAUUUUGCGACAGCGGAGGAAGGCACACAGCAAAGUUCUUCAAAUGCUCAUGGAAUGAGAUAUGGACAAUCUCUUGGCCAAGAUGAGAAUGAUGAAGUGGAUUUUAUGUAUUAUGAUCCUGGUGUGGUUGAAACAGAUGGCACUGUAGGAUUGGCAUCAGUUUCAGUCCAAACUGAUGAGAAAUUACUUAGGCCUUCCGCAGGACCUGACAGUAACGGAGGUCAAGCUGAAUUAAUUAAUGGCUUGUAUAACUUAAGAGGUAUAGCAUCAGAUAGUCAUUUGCCAAUUUUAAAUGCCUUGCUCCAAGAGCUUUCCUGCUUAACAGGGGGACAACAAGUUAGAGACACAACACAAACCAGGUCUUUGAGUGACCAAUCUCAGGUCACUCCAAGACAUCCACAAACAGUUGGUGAUAGAAAACCACCAGUAGUUGGUAACAACUUAAGGAGCAUUUCAAAAAGUCGAACAGAUAAAAACCAAACUCGUCAAGCUCCUCCUGGUAAGAGGACCCAUACCUCAGUGAUUGGUUUGCCAAGGCAAAGAGUGCGUUUCAAGCAGACCAGUCUCACAUACGGAAUGACAAGAACACAGAAAAUGAGGCUUGAGAUCAACCAGAGGGAUAAGUUACCAAACAGAACUAGACCUUGUGAGGUGCAAAGGGCUUUAGCUCAAAAAGAAAAUGUCACAAGAGAUUUAAUACAGACACCUCUGUCAAAGGGUGAUUUAGGAAUGACAUACAAAAUAAACACAGCGAGGAAGCCGAAAGGAAGACAUAUGCGUAAACAGACAGCUGAUGUGCAGGUUCAAACACAGCAGUUUGCUCCAGAACAACCCCACCACAAAAAUAUUGAGUUAGCUGGAACGAGAGAAGUGAUGGAAGCAAAUAUUGCAAAGUCAGAUCCCGAAGUAAUUCCAUCUACUGCUGAAAGUGCCAGAAGCAUAAAGAGUCAAAAUAGUUUGGAAGUUUUUAUUCCACGCGUGGAAGGAGAAUCAGAUGAGAAAAGUGACCAAGAAAAAGAAUGGACCACAGACAAGCCCUCUCUUGGCAUUUAUGGCAAUACAGGGAUUAUAAGCACUGAACUAGAUGACAUACGAGAAGGAUCAGCAAUGACGAUGUACACUGAGGACUUUGAGGACUCAGGCACGGAAGGAUCACAGGCAUCAUAUCAUUUAGCUUUCACCGGGAGCAACAGUAGAGACACUGAAAAUCUCAAACAAAAAUCUAAUCCCAGUGACUCCUCUGAAAGUGCACAGUCCCAAGGUAGCUCUAAAGCAUCACAAAGACCUGUCAGGUCAUCAUAUUCUCCUGUCAAAGUAAAAUCCAGGAGAUUAAAGGCAAAGAUUCAAGGAGCUGCAAGUGUGGAACAAAAGAUCACAACAUCUGAACAAGAUCUUGAAACAUCUGCUGAUCGAGUAAGGAGUUCUUCUGGUUCAUCCAAAGGUCUAAAGGCAGGAAGUCAAGGGAGUUACUCUGAGGACUUCCAUUCUGUUGGCUCUGAACUCCAAAACAGCAAUUCUGAUGCCACAUCAGAUGAUAGUGUUGAUGACAUGGAUCAGCAUGCAAUGCUUGAUCUGCCGCCUCCAGCAAGUAAUUUGGGAUACACUUACUAAGUCUUGUUUAUAUUUGGGUUGGGUAACACAGCACUCAGUGUCUCAUUAUUCACUGCACAGGGUGAACAGAACAUGCAUUUGCCUCUAGCUCUCUGAUACCUUCAGUGAUUACAUUGGAAAAGAAAGCAAGUGGUCAAUAUUAUUUUACUUAUUGUAUCUGUAACAAAAUUAUCGAUUGUGAUUGUCAGGUAAUCAGUGCGUGAUCACGUGGGUGAACUUUUGGUAAUUGGAUACCCGUAUGAUUUGUACAUCAAUUAUGCGAGCUUUAAUGUUUCCUACAGUUUUUAAAAACUUAUGAAAAUCGCUACAAACUUUUUCUCCCAAAAGAAGUUCUCAAAAGACUUUUUUGGCCAUUGCUGAAGAACUGAGUGUUGAUACUGUGAGCUUCAUCUUUUCUUUCUUCUUUGGUUGCCACAGAUGUCACUGUUUAAAAUUCCCAGACUUUUCCCUGACCAAAUAACUACAAAAUUAAUGUAAGAUAUAGUCUGUAGCAACCUCUAGCCUCCCCUUAGAUGCAUCCUUUCCACCCAUUUAUUUGGGACUGAUACGUUUUCAACAAAUUUGCCAUCUAUGUUGAGAAAAAAUAUCACUGAAAUCACAGCAACCCCAAAUGUUUCUUC
Molecule: messenger RNA, 3248 nt
Organism: Orbicella faveolata
Lineage: Eukaryota; Metazoa; Cnidaria; Anthozoa; Scleractinia; Merulinidae
Product: microtubule-associated protein 10-like
Biological process (GO): mitotic spindle midzone assembly; cytoplasmic microtubule organization; positive regulation of cytokinesis
Cellular component (GO): mitotic spindle pole; cytoplasmic microtubule; midbody
Molecular function (GO): microtubule binding
Source: RefSeq, a predicted model, not a curated record